Eurytemora carolleeae is the source of this 9359-nucleotide messenger RNA. RefSeq names its product serine-rich adhesin for platelets-like. Lineage: Eukaryota; Metazoa; Arthropoda; Copepoda; Calanoida; Temoridae. Gene Ontology annotation, biological process: chitin catabolic process; carbohydrate metabolic process. The transcript is spliced from 32 exons. The record is from RefSeq and is a predicted model, not a curated record. Gene Ontology annotation, molecular function: chitinase activity; chitin binding. Gene Ontology annotation, cellular component: extracellular region.
ACACAAAUACUUUAGUUGUUCUAAACCAUUCUACAAACCAAGUUGAACUAAACAACAUGUGAACCCCUUUCACCCUCCUUCAGCACAGUUUUCAAUUUGGGCAUUAGUGAGUGAAUAUAAAGUGGUAAAAACACACAACACAAUGGUGUUAACAGCUUUUAGGGUAAUCUUAGUACCCCUGGUUCUAGUCUCAUCCUCACUCAACACAUCAGAUUUGGUGCGCGUAAGACGAGACGAUAACACAGUAGAAGGUGGUGCAGUACAUGAUGAUAGAAAAGUGGUUUGUUAUUAUGCCAACUGGGCAGUGUACAGACAAGGUGACGCCAAGUUUACGCCUCAGAAUAUAAAUCCCUACCUUUGUACGCAUUUAAUCUACGCAUUCGGAGGGCUUGGCAAAGAUGACACUAUUCAACCUUUUGAUAGUUAUCAAGAUAUUGAAAAGGGUGGAUAUGGAAGCUUUGCCGCGUUGAAGACUUACAACAAGGAAUUGAAGACGAUGCUCGCCAUCGGAGGAUGGAACGAGGGGAGUACCAGGUUCAGUCCUCUAGUAGAGGACCAGGACAGGAGGAGGACGUUCAUCAGAUCUGCCAUUACAUUCCUUCGUCGCUACAACUUCGAUGGACUUGAUUUUGACUGGGAGUAUCCAACCCUGAGACAGGGGGGUAGACCACAGGACAGGGAUAACUAUGCUCUUCUAGUCAAGGAAAUGCGGGAAGCAUUUGAGAAAGAAUCUGCUACAACCGGUUCUCCCCGUCUGCUCAUCUCUAUGGCUGUACCGGCCAGCCUAGAGUAUGCCGGUCAGGGAUAUGAUAUCGAGAACUUGAAUCAAAAUCUAGAUUUUUUCAACCUUCUUACUUAUGAUUAUCAUUCAGCUCAGGAACCAGCAGUUAAUCAUCAUUCACCACUUUUAAGGCCUGACAAUUGGUCGGAAUUCGAUUUUAGACGAGAUCUUAAUAUUGAUUCUACAAUCAAAUUCUAUAUUGAACAUGGAGCAAGCCGGCAUAAAUUGGUGCUUGGUAUCCCAACUUAUGGAAGAUCUUACACCUUGGCAAACCCAGAUGCUCAUGAGAUUGGAAGUCCUACAACAGGCCCAGGGAAACAGGGUCCUGGAACUAAAGAGGAUGGAUAUCUGGCCUACUAUGAGAUAUGCGUAAACAUUAUUGAAGAUGGAUGGAGUAUAGGGAAUCCGUAUCCUGGUGUUAUGGGACCUUAUGCACACAAGGGCGAUCAAUGGGUUGGAUUCGACAACGUUGAUAUAGCAGUUGAGAAAGCGUUCUACGCCGCUGAAGAGGGGUUGGGAGGAAUUAUGUUCUGGACUAUAGAUAAUGACGACUUUAGAGGAACCUGCAGUAAGACACCGUAUCCUCUGAUAGAGUCUGCUAAGGAAGCCAUGUUCAGCAUCAAAUCUGACAUAAAGACGUAAUCUGUAUCUGUCAGUACAAGUGAACAGACAAGUAGAACCAGGUUAAGGUUGACCCAGGAAGAACUAGCUGUUCUAAACAAAAGUUCGGAGAAAGGUUCUAAAACAGCCAAAUCCUUGAACCGUCCUCCACCCCCUCCACCUAGUAUAGGAGCAGGAGGAACUCCUUCAACAUCAACCACACCAGCUCCACCAACAACACCUAGUUCAGGACCAGCAUUCGAAUGUAAGGGUGAAGGCUUCCAACCCCACACUACAUCCUGUAAGAAAUAUUAUUGGUGUCUUGAUACACCAAGCCAAGGAUUGGUUGCACAUACAUUUACCUGCCCCAGAGGUCUGUUCUUCAAUAGUAUCACAGACGGUUGUGAUUUCCGGCGUAAUGUAGAGUGCGGAGAGAAGGAAGAUAUUGAAACCGAACCCGACCAGGAAGCUAUUGAUGAUCAGAAUACUGUUGGAGCAGAACAGAGUCCAGCAAAUGAUGUCGAUGAUGAUUCUGUUGAAGAUCCUAAAUCUCUGAGGGAUAUCCUGGAACUAGUGAAAGCAGCAGGAGGAGUAGAAGGAUUAGAAAGACAGAUUCAAGAAGAAAUGGAUCAGAAAGUAGAAGAGGAGGAGAGAAGAGUCAGGAUCUCCAGUAAGACCAGAAAUAGGUUGACUCAACUACUGAACAGAGGGAAACAGGAUUUAGCAAGUGAAUCUGAACCUGAAAGUGAUGGCAGUCCCGUAAGUAGCCCGCCCUCUACCCCUACACCUGCCCGCCCAUCCUUCCUCUCUAGGCUGGCCAGUAAGAGGCGUACUCUCCCUACAUUAACGCCCACUGUAGUUCCAGUUCCUGCGAGUCCUGAAUCCAAUCCUACUCCUGAAUCUGAUCCUAACCUUGAAUCUAAUCCUAACCGUGAAUCUGAUCCUACUCCUGAAUCUGAUCCUACUCCUGAAUCUGAUCCUACUCCUGAAUCUGAUCCUACUCCUGAAUCCAAUCCUUCUCUUAGUCCUACUGAAUCAACUACUGCUGGUAGAUUAAGCCUAUUCCGAACUAGAUCUAGGUUCCGUCCUCAACUAUCCUCUGAUAGAGAAACUACUACAACCUCUACCCAGUCUCCCGUAACCAUCCAGAACCUGAGAUCCAGGUUCAGGUUCCAAUCCAGAUCAAACUCUUUAUUCAACCGUCCUUCCUCCUCAACUCAAUCUCCUGAAAUUCCUGAAACUCCUAAAAUCCUAGAAACCACAGAAUCUCCUGAAUCUCCAGUUACUCCUGAAUCCCUUGAAACUCAUGUCUCCACAGGUCUACCAGACACAGAAUCAGACGAGGGUGGAGAUAAGAUCCAGAUAAUUGGAGCACAUGUUGAAGAGGAGGAAGAGGAACCACAAUCCCUCCGACCUGGAGUUUUUAAACCAAAGGAGGGUGUCCGAGAGCGCCUUCGUGAGACCCUGCAGUCCGUUCUAGUGGACGAACAGCAGAGACGAGCAGAGGAUAGAGUAGAGGAUAGAGAGGACGAAUCAGGAACUGUUAAACCCUUUUCAACCCCAACUAUUUCAAAGAACACCAGAUUGGACGAUGCACUGAAGAGUAGGACUCAUCCUAGUAGAGUAGUUGGACACAGACAAACAGAGGACAAUAUUGAGGACAACAGUUACUUCACAGAGAGUUUAACGUUGAGUAGAGAGGUAUCGUAUCUACGUAGUUUACCUCUCGAUGAAGAGGUGACAUCACAAAUACCUCUAAACAGAGGGCUUCCACCUUCUGCUUUAAAUAUCGCGAACCAACGCCAAAGGGCCCGUAAACUUGAAUAUCAAGAAUUAGACAGGAAACCUUUAAAUAACCCUAGUAUUGGGUCCAGGAGACCAUAUGUAACAGUUGAUAGAAUACGAGCAACCAGUCCACGGUCUGAUGAAACAGAUCUAGGAGAACUAAACUUGGACCCCGAGCAGGGUCUAGAUGAAGAGAACCAGGUUGGUCAGCAUGCUCUAGACGAUCUAGAUAAUCUAGAUCUUCACAUUCAUAAACUAAGAAGAUUUUCUCGUUUGAAAAGAGAUCUUAAUAUUAUUUAUCCAAGUAAUUCCCCCUCAUUCUUCUCAUCCCAAUCCUCCCCCUCCUCCUCCUCCUCCUCCUCAUCUUCAUUCUCUUCUCCCUACUCAUCCUAUUCUCCUUCUUCUCCAUAUUCGCAAUCUACUCCAUUCCUUUCCUCUCCCACUCCUAUCCCUGAACUAUCUAAUCCUGAACUCCUGAAUGAAAUAUCCUAUGUGUAUCCUGAAUCCUAUUCUGUCCAAGAUAAUCCAAUCCAACGCCUCUCCUCUACAGCCCUUCAAACUAUUCCUACGUUCUCUGAAGAAUCCGUCAGCUCUGAUCCUACUCCUGAAACCUUGAAUCCUGUAGAUCCUUCCCUAGAACCAGUAGAUCCUACACUGCAUCCUGUAGACAUUACACUAGAUACUAUAGAUCCCAUAGACAAUAGUAAUCCUUUCGAUCCUACUCUUGAUCCAGUAUUUUCCUCCCAACCUGAUGAAAUACAAGAAAUAUUUGCUCGUUCAUCAAAUGUUCCUGAAUCUACAAGUACACCUGAAACUGCCAACACAGAGGCGGAUGAGUAUGAUUAUGAGAAUUGGUCUGUAGUUGUCAAUGUUAUCAAAUCCGUCUCUGACUCUGCCACUAGUGUGACCCUCAGCUCCGACUCUAUUGAGUACAAAACUCUAAGCUCUGAUCCUACUGAUGAAAGUACCUGGAGUAAGUUUGAUAAUGACACAGCUGCUACUCUUGUAACUGAAGUAUAUUCUCCGGCAACAGAAUCAUCUUCAGAAACUGCAACAAUACCCUUCAUUGCUCCACAGGAAGAAGAAACAACCCAGCAAGUUGAUGAGAAGGAAGAAACUGUUUCUGAAAUCAACCUGUUCCCGGCUAGAACUAGGUUUGGUGAGAAGCGUCCAGGAUUUUUUAAUCUUCAGCAUCAUGCCGAGUCUCCUGAAAUCAAGAACAAAACUUUAUCCAAACCUAUUCAUCCAUUUUUUAACCAAAUACGGAGCUCCAGCCAUAAUCCAAGAAAUAUAUCCAAAUUCUUUAAUUCAACAACAAUCUCUCCUUUUACUCUUGGAUCUUCUUCAACAUCAACAUCCUUAGCUCCAUCAACAGCAACAUCAAGAGCUUCUCUGUUUGGACGGCUCAGCAGAAACAGAUUUAAUCCCUUUUCCACCAGCGGGGAAAACAGUUCUCCAGUAACUGAAGAAAGCACUGAGUUGAUUGAAGCAAGUGAAGAAACUGAACCUGACAAUUUAAUCGAACCAUCAACUGAAUCUCCUGCUCCUAAUACAACACCAGCAACUACUGAUAGAGAGGAAACCAAAUCUAAACUUUUGAAAAAUCUUAAAUCAAGGCUUAGCAACUUAAAGCGCCCCAGACCUUUCAGUAGAAACAGCAUAACUCAAACAAAAGAGAAAGAAGAAGAAGGUGAAAAGGAGAAUUCUGAAGAUAUAACAGAAAAGGAAAAUGAUAUAACUGAAGAGGUGGAUGAAGAGGAAGAUAGUGCAGAUUUAAAUACUAUUGAAGAUUUAGUUGAUAAACCUAAACCUAGUUCUGUUACAAGCCUACUCCGGAGACCGAGCUUUAUCCGUCCCACUCUGAAUUCCCUGACCCCACAAGAGUUUAAAGUUCCUGUUUCCUCUCCUGUUGAAAAGCCUAGACCAAAGCGGCUUCCUGCCCCAUUUUCAGGGUCACGCAGUUCUUUAUUUAGCAACAGAUUCAAGAGUCGUCCAGAGAUUACAUCAGAACCUGUGAGAGCUGAACCUAUUAUUACUGAACUUACCCAAGAUGACACCAAUGAUCGAAAUUUAGAUAAACAAUCGGUCGGAGACUUGAUUGCACAGUUAAACCAAGAUGAGAAUAUUGAUGAAUCUUCAGCUACUCUCAGACCCAGAGCGUUUAAACCUAAAUCUGGUGUGAGUAACAAGAUUAGAGAAAAGCUUCAGGCUGAACUAUCCAAGGAUGAAGAUGAUGAAAACCUAAACGAAGAAGAUAUGGAAGAAGAAGAUAAGGAAAUAUUGACAGUUCAAUCAUCCACAGAAGCUGAAACAUCAGGAAGAGUUCUACAUGCAAGACGGAGAGUUUUCUCUAGAUUAGAGAGUUCUUCUACAUCUCCUCCGCCAGUGUUCAACUCUGCAAUUUCAAGAUUUAGAACUCGGCAAAGAUUACAAUCUUCGAAGUUGUCCCCUUCCUCCUCCUCAUCCUCUUCCUCUCCAGCUCCAGUAGUUAGUUCUCAGACUAGUAUUACUGACACUACUGAGGAGAUUUUAUAUUCUACAGAUAUUCUUGAUAUAUUUGACCAGACCAUAGACACUACUGAGGUUCAGGAGACUACUGUAGAUACAAUGCAUGUUGGGGAUAUUGAUUCUCUUAUUACAACCAUAACUUCCUUUCAGGUUUCAGAUUCUCAGGACUCAGUGAUGGAGCUGAGCACUGAUCCUUCUCCAACUUUAUCUCAGGUUCUGGUUCUAGUCACUCAAUCUACUCUCACCACAGAUGAAGAUGCAACUACUGCUCCAGGUGUUGAGUCUACUCCUGAUACAAUGGAACCCAUUCCAUUCACAGCACCAGCAUUUCUUCCUACUGUAGAUCAAACAGUGUUUCUACCUACCCUGAGUAGAGAUUCAGAACCUAGUUCUUCAGUUUCUAGUUCAAUUACUACAUCUGAGACGAUAUCAACUUCAACCCAACCUUCAAGGUCAAGGUCCAGGGCUCAGGUUCGUGGAAAUCUUCGUACAGUUCAAGCAAACAAUAUUCAGACUGGUGAUCAACCUAGACAGGAUGAAGCAUCUGAAAUUCGUACUCCUGUGAGGUUUAGAGCAAGGGUAAGAACACAGCCUAUCUCAGGGUCCACAGAGAACACUGAAAACACAGAACUGUCUGAAGUUCCCAGAUCAUCUGGAACUUCUUCUCAUUCACCAAGAAGAUUCAUUUCCCGGACUAAUAGUUUUGAUUCUACUCCUGAAUUCAAAUCUGGGAGGAAACGGCUGAACCAGAACCUGAAAGUGAGAGGAAGAGGGAGAUCAACAGCAGCUCCGGAGCUUCUUGAAACUACCCCUCCUGAAGUUGAACCUGAGCUUAAGAAUAUUGAAGAACCUGUUGUAAAGCCUGCCGGAGGUAAAGGUAAGGUUGGAAAGGAUGUAGUUAGUACUGCUGUGGAAAAUAUAUAUACAGGGGAACUGCAAGUAGAUAGUCCUGUAACAGUAGUUAGUACAGAUCAGGAAUUGGAUUCAGAUGUAUCAACUUCUGGAACAAGAGGGUUUACACCUAAAUUCGGAGAUGCGACUAGAAAUAAACUGAGAGAAAAACUUCUCCAGGAGCUCAACAAAACAAGGGAGUUCGGAGCUAAAGAGGGGUCAACAGAGAUGCCUCUAAACAAAGCGGAGGAGGACGAAUACAGGUUUAUAGAUGAGGUAAAUGAUCAGCCUAGAGAAGAACGAAAAGGAGGUUUCCGCCCCACUCCUCAUUCUAUACUUAGACCUAGAGCUCACAAGAGACCUGACCUAGAUUUCUCCAGAUCUGAAGACUACCAGGAUCCAAGAUUAAAGCGUCAAAACGAUGAUCUUUUUGUGACGGAAGCAAGUUUUUCUUCUCUAAGACGAGCCGGACGCAGCACCCUGGGGAGUCAGGGGUUUACAGAGAAUCCUUUGAAACUUCAGGAUCUAGAGGAAUCAUCGAUUACUUCUCUCAUUCAAGAUAAGGACUAUAAUCCAACUGGAAUUAAACCUUUCCUAUUGAGAGGAGGGAAGGGAGAACGAAACCUCUUUCCUUCAAGAUAUUCAGAGGAAACUGAACACAUAGAAAAAUCGUCGAAACCUGAUAUUUAUCUAAAAUUCAACUCCGUCCCACAAAAAGAGUCUUUAUUAAAAACCAAACCGUUCAAGAAGUUUAAUCCCAAACUUGAGUUUGGAAGUAAAAUGUUGAAACAAUUGGUUGAGUCCGGAUCAGGUCAAGUUCUACCAGGAGACAAGUUAUCAGACGAAGAAGAAGAAAACGUGUCAGGGUUCCUUCCAACCCUACCCAGUAAUACAGAAAACAGAGAUAUUUCGACAUCACAGCCCAACAUACAGACACCAGAUGAAACAGACAUACAAACAACUACGAGCAGAGAUAUCCAAACAACAACAUUUAAAGACCUAGAGACAACAUUACCAACUGAGAAUAGUAUAGAGUAUGAAGAUAAUGAUGAUGUCGAUGUUGAUAAUAAUGAUGAGAAUACUCCAGACUCUGUAGUUAUCUCGACUACAGUAUCUGCCCCUGUAUCUCGAGGUCCCCAGUCCCCCCAGCUUCCAACUAGAUCUAGAGAUAGAUCAUUCUUCUCUAGGAACCAGGCCAGGAGAAGACCAGACUCCAGGGUUGAAACCUCUACUCAGGAAACUAGACAAGCGGAGCCUAGAAGAGAGGAACCUAGGAGACUGGAAGGGUUUCAGAUAAUUCCAACGAACGGGUUGGACGAGGUUAGGUUGGGUCAACAAGAGAAGGAGGAGGAGCUUACCCCAGAGCAAGUCUUGUUCAGGGUGGUUCAGGAGAACUUGAGAAACCCUGAACCUGCUCUGGAGAUACCUAGUGGAAGAAGUAGGAGUCGAGCUGAGACGUCUACUCGGAUACCAGUUCUUAAUAUCGCUGAACCUCGUCCUUCUCUAGAUACAUUCCCAGUACAGGAGACAGCCUUUGCUCCGGUAGCACCCAACACAAGAUCCAAACCAAGGUUGAGAGGAUCAACUAGGGGUGAGUUCGGAGAUGUAGAACGUGUAGUUCCUACUCCAGGUGGUACAGGAGAGUCUGAGUAUGAGUACUACUACGACUAUAUAGAUGAUGGAGAAGAGUCUGGCCAUAAUACUGAUUAUGAUCUGGUUCCUUUAUCUAACAAGGUUCGAAUACUAGAUGACGGAUCUCCACAUUGUCUUGAUGUUGGAGUUUUCCCUCAUCCUUUCUCCUGUAAACAGUUUAUUAAUUGCUUCAGAAACCCUGGUACAGGAAUAGUAGGUUCCGUGUACAAGUGUCCAAGUUAUCUAGCUUUUGAUCCAGUUGGAGGAAGAUGUAACUGGGUUUCAGAGAUAGUCUGCUCAUCAAAAUCUGGUUAAACGAAUGUGCAAAAACAUGUAUGUACAAUUCUGCUGCGUUGUACACUGUUCGUUGGGACAGUGCACAGUGCAUAGCGUAGAGUGUACACUGUCCACUGGUACAGUCUACCCUGCAUAGUACAUGUCUGCUACAAUUUUCUUCAAGACAAAGACACGACUAAACGUGAAGUUUAGAUUUUUCUUAAAAACUAACAAUCUUAUAAAUUGAAUCAAAUAGUAAUUAAUUUUGCCUAAAAUCAUACCUUAUAAUUUGACCAAGUACCCCCCCCCUCUCUUUAUAAAUUAGUGCCAUGUUUGGUUAAUUUUAACCCCAACUGCACUGGUCUUUAUUAUGUACAAAAGUAUAAUUACCUUAAUUUUGUAACAGAGGGAACAAAAAAAAAACUCAUCAAAAUUGUUAAUUUUAAUCAUUGGACAGGGUGAAUGAAAACUUUUCAUAUUAAAAGUAAAUUUCCAUAUUGUGUUAUUAUAUUGUUUAUAAAGCUCCUUAUUGUUUAUGUACUGCAUGUGCUGUACAACUGUAUUAUUGUACUUUUAAAAAUCUUUAAAAUACAAAACCUUUUCAACGAUGUAAAUAAAAAAUCGGGUUUACAAAUUGUUUAAAAUUCGGGUUUGUUAAGAAAAUUUUGUCAUAAAAUUUCAAAAAAAGGUUUUGACCAAUCAUCAAUCAAUACUCUCUUAAUUUUUCGGUAACAUGUAUGUUCUAUAUUAUACCGGAUUUAUUUACAUCCUUGGCAUAUAUUUUUAAACCUAAUCUGUAUCAAAUUUCCUCUAUGUAUUGUUGUGAUGUCUGAAAUAUCUCUCAUUAUUAAACAGAAUUAUUUUAAAAAUAAAUCUAGUCAAUGUU